AUUUCCCCAAGUUGAUCCCACCGGGCCUGCAGAUCCUUCCAAUCGGCUAUGUACUGUGCUCAGAUUAUUUAUUGAUAUUGUCAUGCCGGUUGAUCGCAGGCAAGCGGCGGUGUUCGCGAGUGCCCUCGCCCUACGGCUUCUUCUCUUGGUCCUCUUCCCGUCGCUCCCCGACUUAUUGACGGGAAGAGUUGAGGUAUCAACACCGGUCAGCAGCUUCAAACGACGUGAGUGACCAAGACACUCAAGGGCUAAAUUCCAAGCUAUUAACGUAAUUGUCUCAGUCCAAGAAGGUCUCUUUCUGUACAUGCGGAAUGUAUCCCCUUAUGACGGAGGCGUCUUCCAUCAGGCGCCGCUUCUUCUCCCUACCUUCGCCUUGCUUCCGAAUUCCAGAGAAUUUCCCUUACCAACCGCGCUCUUUUACUCGCUGAUCGAUCUCAUAAACGCGAACGCCUUGAUCACGAUAUCCGACUCAGGACAGGCAGUCUCGGGGAGGUUGUUCUCAGCAUUGCGCAAACAUAUUAGAUGGGACGGAGUUUCAGUUGCAGCAUGGUUUCUCUUUAACCCGUUCACCAUCGCAACAUGCCUUGGCCGUUCAACUGGUGUCUUUACCACCACCGGAAUCCUAUACGCGCUGUCCAAUGCCGUUAGUGGAAAUAGCCUCAACGCCAUGCUUUCUUUAGGAUUCGCAUCGUACUUGUCAAUUUACCCAGCGCUCUUGUUCAUACCCCUCAUCCUUCUCUGUUAUGACCGACGUGCUCAAGGAUCAAAGCCGCCAUCCGGAGUCGCCAUCUUUGCCGUACAACAUCUCGCAAUCUUUUUGCUCACCGUGGCUGGUCUACUUGGAGUUUCUUGCCUUAUUGUGGGUGACUUUUCUCAGUUCAUAUCCGCGACAUAUGGGUUUCAAUUGCUCGUUCCCGAUUUAACACCUAACGUCGGGCUUUGGUGGUACUUCUUCAUCGAAAUGUUCGAUUCGUUCCGGGAAUUCUUCCUUGGCGUUUUCUGGCUUCAUCUCGCGGCAUACAUGGGUGGAUUAACUGUGCGGCUGCGGAGGCAACCUCUAUUCGUCAUCACCUCCCUAUUGGGAAUCUUCGCAGUCUUCAAACCUUACCCUAGCAUCUCGGACGCCUCCCUAUACUUCGCCCUCCUGCCGCUUUACAGGCAUCUGUUCCCUUUGAUGCGCUAUACUUUCUUCGCAGUGUCAGCUAUCCUGUAUGCUACGCUUUUGGGCCCAGCGUUCUACCACCUAUGGAUCUAUGCCGGCUCCGGAAAUGCCAACUUCUUCUAUGCCAUCACUCUGGUGUGGAGCUUAGGACUGUCGAUACUACUGGCGGACACUAUAUUUGCCGUGCUAAGGGAUGAGUGGGAACAAGAAAACCCCGAAAUGCGAGGCAAAGAGGCUAGACAAAUAUAAGAUAUGAUAUCGUUAUUAGACAUAAAUGCAACGGCCGCG
Messenger RNA from Aspergillus alliaceus, 1450 nucleotides. Its product is annotated as GPI-anchor transamidase subunit GAB1. Gene Ontology annotation, biological process: protein localization to cell surface; attachment of GPI anchor to protein. NCBI's taxonomy places the organism in Eukaryota, Fungi, Ascomycota, Eurotiomycetes, Eurotiales, Aspergillaceae. The coding region runs from base 305 to 1411 and encodes 368 amino acids. Gene Ontology annotation, cellular component: GPI-anchor transamidase complex; membrane. The transcript has 4 exons. The record is from RefSeq and is a predicted model, not a curated record.